GUACAUUGUAUAAUAACAUCAAAUAUGAUAGGGUAUUCCGGCGUUCGCAUUCACAACAUCAUAACCUCAAAUCCUAACCUAUGAUUUUUAAAUAGUUUUCUUAAUUAUACGCAAUGUUACGUCAAUUAAGUACGGUACUUCAUAAAUAAUGUAUUUAAAGAGCCUGGAGAUAGAAAAAAAGAUCGCUCAACAUGCACGGAGGAGGAAUUAUUAAAUGUUUGGAUAAACAAUUGCUAUUCCAUCUUUACCAUCGAUCUCGCAUGCUUGGAAACAAAAGACUUGCCAUAAAAUAUCAUUAUCCACUGCUGACAUUUCAAAAUCACUUUACAAAUUUGCUGAAUAGCAUUCUUGAGAAGCAAAUUUUGUGGGGUGACAAUUCAGACAUCAGACAAUAUUUAAAAGAUAAUGAAUGUGGAACCAAUGUUAUGCUCUCAACCUUCAUGGAAAUAUUUCACAUGAAGCGAUGCGUAGCAAGGGAUCUGUUAUCGAAGAAUCCCAUUUUCACAGAACUACCAAGGAAACAAAUCAUGCAAAACUAUCAAAUAUUGAAAAAUGCAAACUUUAUUACAUCUCUAAUACAGGAUAAUGUAUUAUUAUUAACCCAAGACACAGAGUUUCUUCGGAAAAAAAUUGAUACAGUACAAAGAUUCACAAACGACAUUAAUGAUGGGAUAUUUUUAUUGUAUCAUAGCGCAACUAAUUUAAGAAAUUUGGCAAAUUUUAUUCAAAGUCAACCAGAGUGUUUUGAAACAAAGUUUCAGGUAAAACCAAGAGAUUUGUAUACUAUACUUUCUAAAUAUUUAUACAUUAUUAUGCAAGAACCAGAAUCAACUAUACGAAAACUAAAGUUGUUGUUAGAUUAUGGAGUUAGUGUAGAUAAUCUUCUGAAUUAUGAAUGGCCGAUGUAUUGUUCAUAUGAAAAAAUGCAAAUACGACUAGAAAUUUUUUCUCAGAGUGGAUUAUUACCACCACCAAGGCCUUGGGUUCUAACUUGCAAUGACUUAUUCUUUAACAGCAAAGUGAAGGAAAAAGUGAUUGAUACAGAUGAGAAAUCUAGAAUAGUAAAUUUUUUAAGCAAAAAAUCUGGCUAUAGUGAAAUGUUAAUACGUUAUAAAAUCUCGGCUGCUCAAAGCCUCAAAUUGGACAAUUUAACUCAAGUAAAAGAAUUAGUUGAUAUCAUUACAGAGGAAGGCUACACAUAUGAUGACAUAAUUUGGUCAAUAAAAGUAUUAGAUCUUAGGAAUGAUUUUAUCAAAAAGCGAUUUUUUAUGUUACAAAAGAAAAAUCAUAAAGCUCCAUUUCUCAAUGUAUUAUUAUUAUCAAAUGAAGCUUUUGUUAAUUAUAUGAAAAAUCUUAGUAUAAAAGAAUAAAACCUGUUGAAUAUAAAUUUUAUAAAUUGAUAUUUUACCCAAUUUAAAUAUUAGAAGUUUCUACAUCUAUUCUACAUAAAUAUGACUGUAUGUCUUGUACUAGUACUCAAAAGAAAAAACUAUUUAAAAUUUAGUCUUCGUGAAUUGUUUAUGGUUUUUGAUAAAAAUGUUCUCAGUAUUUGUAUAAAAAAUACAAAAUUGUAAUUUUAUUAAUGUUUACAUAUUUGAAUGAGAUCAAUCUUAAUAAUUAAGAAUUUUUUACAUUUAACAAGAUAG
Nasonia vitripennis (jewel wasp) is the source of this 1646-nucleotide messenger RNA. RefSeq lists its product as uncharacterized. Gene Ontology annotation, molecular function: double-stranded DNA binding. The coding region runs from base 192 to 1370 and encodes 392 amino acids. Gene Ontology annotation, cellular component: mitochondrial matrix. NCBI's taxonomy places the organism in Eukaryota, Metazoa, Arthropoda, Insecta, Hymenoptera, Pteromalidae. The transcript is spliced from 5 exons. The record is from RefSeq and is a predicted model, not a curated record. Gene Ontology annotation, biological process: regulation of DNA-templated transcription; termination of mitochondrial transcription.